AUGUCUCAAGAUAUUGUUAAUAGUGUUGAUAAUUUAAUCAACGAAUUAAACGGAUUUGGUAGAUACCAAAUUUUAAAUUUAUUUUUAACAAGUUUAACAGCGUUAUUGAUUGGAAUUUCGACAUAUAAUUUUGUGUUUGUUACUGGUAUUCCCGAGUACAGAUGUCGAGUUCCAAUAUGUGAUGAUGAUAUCGUCGUGGAAUACACACCAAUUUGGUUACCAAAUGCUGUUCCAUAUGAUAAUGAAUUUCCACAGCUUUGUAAGCGUUAUGCUUUACGAAAUGAUUCUGGAACUUUUGCAAAAGAUGCUAAUUGUUCUAAUGAAUUAUUUAACAAAAAUGAAACUAUCCAUUGUGAUUUUGAAAAUUUGGUAUUCCCUGAUCGUCAUACUACAAUUGUGAAUGACUUGAACAUUUUCUGUGAAGAUCACCAGUGGAAAUUAUCUUUGAUUGGUACAUUUAGUUCAGUCGGAGUAGUCAUAGGUGGGCCGAUCACUGGAUACAUCUCAGACAGAUAUGGAAGGAAAAAAAUUUUAAUUGUUGCUGUCGUUUUCACUUCAUUAUUUGGUGUUGCAAAAUCAUUUGCAGAAAGUUUAGAAGCAUACAUAGUUAUGGAUGUCUUAGAAACAAUUAAUGGAAAUACAAUAUUCAGUACAGCAUUUAUUAUUGGAAUAGAAUUAGUUGGACCUGCAUAUAGACUAACGGCGGCCACUAGUUACAAUGUGUGUAUGUCACUUGGUGAAAUAAUCCUUGGUACUGUUGCAUGGUAUGUGAAUUCUUGGCGUACAUUAUUGCGUGUUUUGUACAUACCAGGAUUGAUAGCUAUAUCUUAUUGGUGGAUAAUACCAGAAUCAAUACGCUGGUUAAUUUGUAUGAAAAAAUUUGAUGAAAUUUACAUUAUACUAGGAAAAAUGUCCAAACAAAAUAAUCGUCCUCUACCCGAAAAUUAUAAAACGUUUUUGAAAGAUGAAGACUCUACAAACAGCGAUACAAAUAUUAAAACUGUGUUAAAAAAUCGUACAAUAUGCUUAAGGUUUAUUAAUUGUUGUUUAAUAAUUCUGGCAAAUUACAUAAUAUUCCCUGGUUUAUCUUUAAGUUCCGUAACGUUAUCUGGAAAUAAAUAUAUAAAUUUUAUUAUAACAUCGACAGUUGAAAUCCCCGGUAAUAUAUUAUGCGCCAUCUGCCUAAUGCGUUUUAGUCGAAGAUUAACUGCGGGUGUAUCAUAUUUUAUGACAGGGAUAUUCUGCAUAUUACUUUAUUUUAUUGAUGGAAAAAACUAUGUCGGAAUUAUUAUUUAUACUUGCGGUAAGCUUAUGGCAACCAUUGCUUCUCAUACAAUGUUGAUUUUUAUAACAGAAUUAUUUCCAACGGCAGUUCGGCAAUCACUUUUUAAUAUAAGUGCAGCAGUAGGAGGUGUUGGAAGUAUGAUAGCACCGCAAAUACCGUUGUUGGCUUUCAUAUGGAAUCCAUUACCAAUUCUAACAUUUGGUUUUUUUGCACUACUUGCAAGUAUUUUAACUGCAUUACUGCCGGAAACAUAUAACAAAGAAUUACCAAAUACAAUUACAGAUUCCGAAAUUAUAGAUAAAAAUAUAACGACUGAAUUAUAG
Molecule: messenger RNA, 1608 nt
Organism: Chrysoperla carnea
Lineage: Eukaryota; Metazoa; Arthropoda; Insecta; Neuroptera; Chrysopidae
Product: organic cation transporter protein-like
Exons: 7
Coding region: 1-1608 (535 amino acids)
Biological process (GO): transmembrane transport
Cellular component (GO): membrane
Molecular function (GO): transmembrane transporter activity
Source: RefSeq, a predicted model, not a curated record